Patella vulgata (common limpet) is the source of this 7349-nucleotide messenger RNA. Its product is annotated as Fanconi anemia group M protein. Bases 148 to 7104 code for a protein of 2318 amino acids. The record is from RefSeq and is a predicted model, not a curated record. The transcript has 28 exons. Gene Ontology annotation, biological process: double-strand break repair via synthesis-dependent strand annealing; interstrand cross-link repair; replication fork reversal. Gene Ontology annotation, molecular function: four-way junction DNA binding; four-way junction helicase activity; ATP binding. NCBI's taxonomy places the organism in Eukaryota, Metazoa, Mollusca, Gastropoda, Patellidae.
CAAUAUGGUAUGGUUCAAUGGCGGAAUAUUUGAGAAGAAAAACAACAGGAAAAUAAAAAAAAUAGUUGUUUGAUGUAUUAACUACAAUGUACUGUAACUGAAUUAACAUACAUGUACCAAUAAAUGACAUGAAAGCAAUCACUUAAAAUGAACAGACCAAAACAAACAACAUUAUUUCAGUCUUGGGGUAAUAAGAAAGAAGAUAGUCACAGCAAUAAUGGUGGAAGUGGUAGUGUUAUUGAUUUAUGUGAUGGAGAUGAUGAAGAUGAUGAAUUAUUAGCUCAAGUCCUGGAUGAAAGUUUACGUUAUGCUGAGCAUCUUUUCCCUGCAAAACAAAAUGGAGAAAGCACAUCAGAUGGAAAUAUCUCAUUUGGCAUGGAGACAAAUGAGCCACAAUUUUCCGUCACUGUCCCUGGAUUUGACAGAAUGUCAGGCAAACUUUGGAUUUACCCAACAAAUUAUCCGGUUCGUGAUUACCAGUAUAAAAUUGUUAGUCAAGCAUUGUUUAAGAAUACCAUGGUAACACUUCCGACUGGUCUUGGCAAAACAUUUAUAGCGUCAGUGGUUAUGUAUAAUUAUUACAGAUGGUAUCCUAGAGGAAAAAUUAUCUUCAUGGCACCAACAAAACCACUUGUAGCACAACAGAUUGAAGCUUGUUACAACAUCAUGGGUAUCCCCCAAUCUGACACUGCAGAAAUGACCGGUAACAUGGCUCCAAAUGAUAGAUUAAAAGCAUGGAAAGAGAAGCGUGUAUUUUUCCUUACACCACAAGUUAUAACCAAUGAUUUGAGUCGGGGAUCAUGUCCGGCUGAAAAUGUUAAAUGUGUAGUUGUAGACGAGGCUCAUAAGGCUCUCGGCAAUCACGCUUAUUGUCAGGUUAUAAGAGAAUUAGCCAAGUAUACAACCAAUUUUCGUGUUUUGGCACUGAGUGCUACUCCUGGAAGUGAUAUCAAGGCUGUUCAACAAGUAUUGACUAAUUUACUGAUAUCUCACAUUGAGAUUAGAACAGAGGAGUGUCCUGAUAUUAAACCAUAUACACAUGAACGAAAAGUAGAUAAAAUAGUUGUACCAUUAGGAGAGGAAUUGACUAAAGUUAAAACUAAAUACAUACAGAUUAUGGAUUCUGUGAUACGAAGAUUAAAUCAACAAAAAGUGAUUUAUAAUAGACCAACAACAAGUUUCUCUAAAUUUUUAUUACUAAAAUCAAGGGAUGAGUUUCGACAAAAUCCUCCAGAAUCAUUAAAUAGAUUACAUUUUGGGAUAGUAGAGGGUGAUUUUGCUCUAGCUAUAAGUUUAUUUCAUGGUUAUGAAUUGCUACAACUCCAUGGUUUACGUUCUUUAUAUAAUUAUCUUGGAAAUAUUCUUAAUUGUGGAAAAGGUUAUGGUCGAACUAAAACUGAACUACAGCGUAGUGCUGAUUUUAAUGAUGUCAUGAAUAUGCUGUCUGAAAAAUUUUCAAAAUAUGACAAUUCAUCAUUGAGUCAGAAACCUGCAUUUGUUGCUGGUCAUCCGAAAAUGGACAAACUUUUAGAAAUUGCGAUAAAACAUUUUGAAAAAUUCAAAGAUAGUGGUGGAACAAGAAUAAUGAUAUUUUCUCAGUAUAGGGAUAGUGUAACAGAAAUAGCCAAUAUGUUAAAUCAACAUCCACCAAUGAUCAAAGCUAUGAGUUUUAUAGGUCAGUCAUCAGCUGGUAAAAUAGCUAAAGGUUUUACUCAGAAAGAACAAUUACGGGUAAUGAAAGAGUUUCGUGAAGGGGGUUAUAAUACUCUUGUAUCAACUUGUGUAGGAGAGGAAGGGUUAGAUAUUGGUGAUGUAGAUCUUAUUAUAUGUUUUGAUGCUCACAAGAGUCCUAUACGUUUAGUACAGAGAAUGGGUCGUACUGGUAGAAAGAGAGAGGGUAGAAUAGUAAUGUUAGUUACAGAAGGUAAAGAAGAACAGAUAUACAACCAAAGUCAGUAUUCAAAGAAAUCCAUCCAUAAAGCCAUUCUGAAUGGUAGCAAAUCUUUACAGUUUUAUCAACACAAUCCAAGAAUGAUACCAAAUGGGCUAACACCAUCUUGUCAUAAGAUGUAUAUUACUGUAUCAAAUAAUUAUAAAGGCCAUUCUAAAAAGACUGGAACAGCAGCAUCUAAAUUACCAUCCACUAAAACAGGUAGUAAAGCAAAGAAAGGUGCUGUUAAAAGAGCUGAAUAUAAUGAUAUAACCUUAGAGGAAUACAGAGAAUUACAAGAUUAUUAUACAGUUAAUCCUACUGAUAUUAAACUACCGGUAUCAUCUAGUGAUAGUUUAUAUCUUACUAACAAUCAGGCUGAGGUGACAGCUGUCCAAGAAACAAGCAAAAGUUUAUCAUUGUCUGAAUGGUUACCAUGGCAAAACAGAUUACAAGAUACAAAAUACAUAGAACAUUCUAAUAGAAGUAAAGAUUUGGUAGAUUUAAUACAGUUUAUUGAAUUACAAGAAACCCUAGGAACGGAAGAAGAUAAUUAUGGGAUAGAAAUGAGAAUUUUUCUAAAUAAGAAUGAUAUAUUAAGAGAAAAUACAAAGUCCUUUGGAACAGAUGGUAUAAAACAAUAUUGUACAAGUGAUACAGACGGUAAAUUAAAAUCAAAAAAUCUUCUGGGUCAAGAUAAACCACUGGUAAGAAAAAGACAUAGUGACAAAUUACCUAUAAUUGAAGCCAUGUUAUUGAGUGAUGAUAGUGAAGAUGAACUUCCAGAAUUUGAGCCAGCAGUUGAAAUGGUUAAGCAACCGUUGUUUAAGUCUGUUCAGAAAAAGAAUAUUGAAGAUAGAGUGAAAAAAAAAGAGAAGGCUAGUGUUGAAAAAAAGUCCAUAUCAGUGAAAAAUAGAAAGAGACAUGCUACAGAAAUAUCAAUUAUUGAUCCAAUCACUGAUGUGGAUGAUGAUUUUGAAGAUGAAUUUUCAAUGCCUGUUGAAGAUCAUCAUAAAAGUGAUAAAAUGGACAAAUCAUAUAGGAAGUUGGAAAGAUCAAUUGAGAAAUUAAAAUAUACUUGCAAAAAGUUAGAAAAAUCAUGUGAAAAAGAGGAUUUGGAUAUAUCCCAUGGUUUUGAAGAUGAUAAUUCUGGUAUAUCAUUCCAUGAAGAAGAAAAUAAGGACAUACAACUUCCACCCAGGCGAACAUGUUUAGUUAGGACACCACCUCCUAUAGAAGAAGUGGCUGAUAUAUUUAACAGUUUGCCUAAUACAACAAAACUACCUCAUAUUGAUUUAGUUGGACUUGUUGAAGAAUGGCAUCUAGAACGGGAAGAACUAUCAAAAAGAAAAAAUAAUGGUCAAGAAUCAGCUGGUUCUCCACCAAAUAUAUACCUCAAACCUCUAAAACAAAAGAUUUCAAUUUGUGUAAAUCCAUUGAUAUUAAGAAAUAAAGAACUUGAUGAAAAUGUUGAAAUGCUUGAAGAAAAAGUUACAGUAAAAUGUGAAACAAUGGAAAGUGAUUUAAUUCCCACUUUAAACAAAAACAAGUGUUUACCUGUGACUACAAAGGAUGUGAAUAAAUUUACAAAUAAAGCAAGCAAAAAUGAUUUAGAAUACAAUAGUUUACAAAUUUUUAAAAAUGAUGCGAAAAACACAGUGAUAGGACUAGGAAAUAAUAUUGAUGAAAAGGAAAUUGUUGUACAAAAUACAAACACAAAAACAUCCAAUCUAGGAUCUCGUCUGAGAGAAACAGAUAUGUUUAAUGAUUCUAUGUUUGCAGGAGAUUUAACUUUACCGCCAGAACAAGCUCAACAGCAUGAUUUAGAUGGAACUCAGUUAAACUUAACCCAAGCGCUUUCAUUUCUCGAUAAAACUGAUUCUUCUAUUAACCAACCCAAGACACCUUUUAAAAACUGUGAUAAAAGUGAUAUAUGUAUUAAUAGUGUAAAAAAUGCCAUAAACUCAGGUUUAGUGAAAAAUUCACCUCAAAAUAAUUUUGAAAAUAGGAAACACUGUGAUAAUCUGACUGAAAUGUUGAAAGUACAAAAGAGUGAAGUUGAAAUGCCACAAGAAAAUAAAUCCAGGGCAGAAGUUGAAUUAGAUGAAGUCAUGAAUGCAAGUCUAGCAGACAUGUUUGAUGAUGAUUUUGAAGUUCCUCAGUUUGAUUUAGGUUUUGAUUUGGAAGGAGAUGAUGUAAUACCGCCAACACCUCCUCCCGCUCAACUGCCUCUUAAUAAAACAGUAAAACUUAGUCAAGCAGACGUACAUGUUAGACGAAAUUUACAACUACAGUACAACACUGACAAACAGAGCUUCAAUAAUUGUGAUCAACCAAAUAUAUAUAAAAACAAAACACUGAAAUUGGAAUGUGAUAAAAUAAAUAUAUUUGAAAAAAUCAAACUAAAAAAUUCACCUUCUUCUCAAUCGUCUGUAGUCAGUUUCAAUAAAAGUUGUUUAUUUUCUGACAGGUCAGCCAUGAAAUGUUCUACACCUCUCAAAGACUUGCCGAUUUCUAAUAAAAAUUCAUACCUAACUGUGAAAAAUAGAGAUACAGAUGACCAACUUGGUUCUAGUUUUUCUCUCAUGUGUCAUUCUAGUGCUAAAAAAUCGAAAUUCUGUGAUAAAAAUAAAUUGAAUAGCCUUACGCUAACGCCACAGAACAAGAACUCUGAGGAACCUCAAACUUUCAGUAUCAAGACAAACAAUGAAAUAAAAACUGUUCUUAAAGAGAUGAUGAGUCAGAGUACUAUGUCGGUAAAUAAUUUGUUUGAAGAUGAACCAGACAUGGAUGAUUUUAUAUCAAACCAGUUGGAAAUAAUGGAUAAUAUUAAAAAGAAUAAUAUGGGAUUAGAUUUGGCAGUUAAUGAUGGAAGUAAAGUCAAAGAGGCUGAUGUUAGCCACAAUUACUUAAACACCUCCCUGAAAUCUAGAUUAUCUUUAAAACAGAAAAAUUCUGUCAUGUUCCAAAAUAACAGUGAAGAGGAUAAUGAAGAAUCUGAAGAAGAAAAUCUGCAGAUAAAAAGAAAGAUAAGGGGCCGUAAAAUAAUUACUAGUCCAAGCAGUCCAAAAUACGAUGAACCAGAGUUUAAAACGCCAACCAAACCCAUUGGAAGAAGAAAGCCAAAGAAAACUUGUCCAUUAAAUAUAUCAAGUGAAGAUGAGAAUGAGUUAGCCAGGGUAUUGUGUAAUAAUGAGGAUGAACUGAGUGAUGAAUUAUCCGAUGAUGAUUUUGCAGUAACCAAGUCAAAUAAACCAGAUAUGAAAGUACAAAAUAAAGCCCAAAAGAAGAAGAAAACCAGAAGGUGUGAAUUUAUAGUAGAAGAAGCUGAGUUAUCAGGAGAAGGUGGCUCAUCAGAUGAAAGUUAUGAUAGUGAUCUGGAUCAACUUAGUGGUAAUUUUAUCAAUGAUGAAACUCAGUAUUCUUCUCAAGCCCAUCUACAUGAUUCAGUGGAUAUUCAAGCUAUGUAUUUAAAAUCAGUACAAAGCCCGUUGGUACCUAUACAUGGUAAAUAUAGACUACAGUAUAAAUAUAAACAUCAUGAUGUAUAUUCACAAGUACCUAGAGAAGAAGAACAUUCAGAAUAUAUGGAAGACAGUUUUUGUGUAGAUAAUGAUUAUGAAGACUCCUAUAUGAGUACUGAAGGUGAAGAAGACAUUUUGGAAACAAAAUCCAAAGGAAAAAAUAAAAGAAAAAAGAAAAAUUUAAAUAAUAUGAAAGGAAUGAAAAGACUGUGUAAAUUAUCACAAUCAUCAAGUGAAGAUGAUAUGAAACCAGUUAUACCGUUAACUCAACACACAUCAUCAUUUUACACUUCUCAGCAUCAUCCAAAACAUGUUAAAAAUGCUUUCUUAUCUAGUAGUGAAGAUGAUGAAAUACAUGGAAGACUUCACACCCAUGCAAAUACAAGUUGUGAUUCCAUAUCAAGCAAAACCAGUAUUUGUAUUGAGAAUAAAAGUUGUGAUAAAAGUAAAUCUAAAAAUGUUACUGUUAAAACUAGUGUCAGCAAAACUGACAUUUCUGUAGCACCAGUAAAUAUUGUGAGUACUGUUUCUGCAACAUUAGAUGAUGUGGAAUUUCCAAAUUUUGAUUUAGAGUUGGAUUUAUUUGAGGACGAUAUUCUUGACAUUCCAAACGUAGCUAACACAGCUAGUCAUAAACCAAGCUUUCUCAUAAAAGAGGACUCUAGUGAUAAUAAAAAGAAACAAAAUCUUGCCAUUGAGUCUGAUGCUGUCUCAAAAUGCAAUUUUGUCUCUGAACCUAAUGCAUCUGAUGUUAAUCUGGUGUCAGAACAAGACAAACUUAAACAAGAAAGAUUAGAAAGGCAGAAGUUAAAACAACAAGGUUUUAAAGCCAAAUUAUUAGAACAGAGUAAAGUAUGUAUGGAUGUUGAAGCAGAUGUGAAUGUUUCAGCCAAUUGUUUCACUUUAAAUAAUACAACUGCUAAAGAUAUUAUGGAGGAGGUUCUAUCUGAGAAAUCAUCUAUAAAAACAAGUAAAUUAACUAUAAUAGUAGAUUCAAGAGAAAUUAGUGGUGCACAGGAUAUUAUUUCUAAUCUGCGUUUAAAACAUGAUAUUAAUGUUGAAGUUCGUCAAUUAAAGUUCUGUGAUUAUAUGAUAUCCACAAGACUAGCAGUAGAUAGACAAGUUUGGUCAGAAUUUAGUAAUGGAUCAAAUCACAGUAAAUUGGUAGAUAGAUUACAGAAGAUGCGUGAUUUAUAUGACAGAUGUUGUUUAAUUAUUGAAACAGAUAAAAUUAAAGUUGGAACAGAAAAAAAUGUUAAAAAAGGACAUAGAUCUAAAUAUGUUGAUCAAACUAUAUCAUCAUUAUCACACAGUGAUAUAAGAUUAUUAUUUACUGAAUCUCAGAGUGAGACUGUAGGUGUGUUAGUUGAAUUAUGUCAAUUAGAACAUAAAAAAGGAUUAUCUAUAUCAGUUCCUUUAAAUCUGACACCAAACCAACAACAGAUGCUGAAGUUUUACUUAUCUAUUCCUAAACUGACAUAUAUUCAAGCUGUUAACUUCAUUCAUAACUUUAAGACCGUAUCACAGUUCUUAAACAGUUCUUCUAAAGUGAUAGAAAUAAGAGGAAAGUUAUCAGCUAUCAGAGCUACAGAAAUAUUCAACUAUAUUAACAGGAAUUUUGAUUUACAAAUGGUGCCAAGUAUAAGAUGAUAUUAUUUAAUGUUUGUUUGGAGGGUGUGGAUGUUUGUUUCUUUGUUUGCUUUUCUUUCAUUUUAUGUAUACAUGUAUAAAACUUUCUUUUUUCGUUAAGAAUGAUUGGUACAUAAAUAUGUACAGUGUAUAUAAAAUUAUUUAUUUUGUGCUAAUAUACCCUGUUCUGUCGAACAGAAUUGUAUUAAGAUUGAGAUUUGGACUCAAUAAAACAUAUUGAGUCAGAAUGAUUACCAGUAAAUAUA